AAGGUUUUUUUUUCCUUUCCAAAACAUCACAAACACUUCGCAUCAGCAAAUCAAAAUACGAUCGCUGAAAAUUAAAAAUUCUUCGAGUCGGUCUUUGUUAUUCGCGAAAAAAAGAAAAGCAAUCUUCGAGGUUUGAUAUUUUUUGUUCAAAUUCCGUAGAUCCUGCUGGGGAAUUGCGAUGCUUGCAAGUGCAAUGUGAAAUUCAUCUUCCAAUUCUGCUAGAAUUGUGCGAAGCGACAUUUUAGUGUUUAGUGAAGUUCAAUGUAUUUUCCUCUGAAGGUUCGUCCCUUGUCCUAGUUCCUGUGGUGGCUCUGAAUUUGCGACUUUUAUCGCUGGAUAAUUACUGCUAGCUUGAAAAUAUUAUAAUCUAAUACAGCAAUAUGCCCCUCUUGUACAGCGUGAUAACGCGAGGCCCCACGGUGCUGGCGAAGUAUGCCGAGUGCGUGGGAAAUUUCGCCGAGGUGACAGAGCAGAUCAUACCGAAGAUUAAGCUGGAGGAUCACAAAUUGACCUAUUCGCACGGCAAUUACCUGAUCCACUAUAUCUGCGAAAAUAGGAUCAUCUACAUGUGUAUAACGGACGAUGGCUUCGAACGAUCGCGGGCCUUCCUGUUCCUGGCGGAAAUCAAGAAGCGAUUCAUCCAAACCUACGGCCUCACGGUGGCGACGGCGAUUGCGUACGCCAUGAAUACCGAAUUCUCUCGAACGCUGGCUAACGAGAUGAAGCACUUUAGCGAAUCGCGGGAUAUCGACGCCAUCAGCCGGGUGCACGGACACAUCGACGAACUGAAGGACAUCAUGGUGAAGAACAUCGAGAACAUCACGAACCGGGGCGAGCGGCUGGAGCUGCUCGUAAAUCAGACAGAGAAUUUGAGAAAUAAUUCGGUAACAUUCCGCCAGACAUCCCGCAACCUGGCCCGCACCAUGUUCUGGCGCAGUGUUCGAAUGUACUGCGUAAUUGCGGCGAUUCUUCUGUUUGUGGUCUACAUCGUGGUCAGCAUGACCUGUGGCGGUUUGUUGUGGCAGAGCUGUAUACACCACGGAGGUACCAAGGCACCGACAACUCCGACAACUGUUCUGCCAUUCGCGGAUCUCGCGCCUGGUUUGUAGGCAUGGAAAGCUUAAAACAAUGGACCAUAGAUGGAACAGACGUUGUCCGAAGGGCAACACAUCUCGAUGAGUGAUGAAAAGACUAUAAAGAACUUUGGAAAGCUAAAAUAAUAAUUUGAAAUUCCAAUUUUUUGUUUGUUGUAUUUUUCGAAGAAGUUGUCGAACUCGAAGGAAGAGUAAGAUUGGAAAAGAAUGAUAUUUUAAUUCACAAUCUACUCAUAUAGAUCUGGUGGUCAGUAUGCAAGGAAGAUUGUCCUUAUCAGCUUCGCUGAACUAUCUUUCGUCGCUCUCCCCCCUCCCCAUAUGUAACCUAGAAUAUGAUAAAGAAUAUAUACAACACGUUAUCACAUUACAUUAAAAAACA
Molecule: messenger RNA, 1473 nt
Organism: Toxorhynchites rutilus septentrionalis
Lineage: Eukaryota; Metazoa; Arthropoda; Insecta; Diptera; Culicidae
Gene: Vamp7
Product: vesicle-associated membrane protein 7
Exons: 4
Coding region: 381-1109 (242 amino acids)
Biological process (GO): exocytosis; vesicle fusion
Cellular component (GO): membrane; SNARE complex
Molecular function (GO): SNAP receptor activity; SNARE binding
Source: RefSeq, a predicted model, not a curated record